Molecule: messenger RNA, 715 nt
Organism: Cryptotermes secundus
Lineage: Eukaryota; Metazoa; Arthropoda; Insecta; Blattodea; Kalotermitidae
Product: peptidyl-prolyl cis-trans isomerase FKBP2
Exons: 3
Coding region: 47-496 (149 amino acids)
Biological process (GO): protein peptidyl-prolyl isomerization
Molecular function (GO): peptidyl-prolyl cis-trans isomerase activity
Source: RefSeq, a predicted model, not a curated record
UAAAAUCGAAGCUCACACGCCAUAAAGGCCAUAAAGCAACGUCAAUAUGCACGCUUGUAAGUUGCUGGGUUUUAUUGCGUGCCUGUUUUUGGUUGUUUUAAGUAAUUUUGAUUUGACUUUGGGUGAUGAUGAUAAAAGUGCCAAUACAAAGAAAAAACUUCAAAUUGGUGUUAAAAAGAGAGUCGAUAACUGUCAAGUGAAAUCGAAAAAAGGUGACUUUCUUCAUAUGCAUUACAAGGGCACUCUGGAAGAUGGCACCGAAUUCGACAGCAGUUAUAACAGAGGGGAACCACUGACAUUCACCCUUGGAUCUGGUCAGGUUAUCAAAGGCUGGGACCAGGGACUCAUGGGAAUGUGUGAAGGAGAAAAACGAAAACUGGUGGUUCCUUCAGAGCUUGGCUAUGGUACAUCAGGAGCACCACCCAAGAUUCCAGGAGAUGCAACACUGAUAUUUGAAGUAGAAUUAGUAAAGAUAGAUAAUAAAGAUGAAUUCUGAGAUUGUGUUGACUUUUAAAAUAAUGGUUGCUGUUCAGUAAGUUACUCUCACGCCACCAUAUUUUUUGUAUGUUUAUGCAUAGUAAUGUGAUAAUAGCAUGUUCUGAAGGGUGGUUAUAUCAAAGUAAAGGAAAUUAAGUUGUUUAGGUUACCAACAGAUAGUGAAAGAAAUGUGAAUUCUGCUGCUGCAUAACAAUAUAUUAACCCUUUAAAGACUGAA